Fusarium coffeatum is the source of this 1146-nucleotide messenger RNA. RefSeq lists its product as uncharacterized. The transcript has 2 exons. Bases 1 to 1146 code for a protein of 381 amino acids. Lineage: Eukaryota; Fungi; Ascomycota; Sordariomycetes; Hypocreales; Nectriaceae. The record is from RefSeq and is a predicted model, not a curated record.
AUGACCUUCCAAGCGCCUCAAAAUACGACCCCCCACGAUCCAUCUCUAUCCUCACAACCUGCUCCUUCUCCUGCUCCCGCCCCCUCGGCGCGUCACUAUCCACAGCAGCAGCAGCAACUGCCACAACCCCCUUAUUACCAUCAGCAGGUCCCAAGCCAGUAUUCUUCUCCACAGUCUCAACACCAGUGGCAGCAGCAACAGCAGCAGAUCGCCAUGAUGAAUGGUAUGAAUGGCACAAAUAUGGCGACGGGAAUGCCUGUCCCCACGCCUGCGGGCCACCAGGCUGAACUCAAUUACAUCUACGGCAUGGUCGAAGAGCUUAGCCGUCAACUGGCAGAAAACCGUCGAGUUACAGAGGAUAUUGUUAGUGGGCUGGGACGAGUGAGGAACAAGGCCAAAACACAAGGUGUCAGCAACCAACAAGUUAUCGAAAGCGCCGCAGAAGACAUUAAUGGUCAAGAACAAAACAUUGAUGCUCUCAUCUCUCUCCUUACCGAAUCCCUUGAAAAGGCAAAGUUCAGCCGUGAUGCCAACGCCAAACUCCUAUCUCAGUAUGCCAACGCCAUGGCCAAUCUUCUGCGACAGUUCCACGAAUACAAGACCAAGCACGUCAGCGAUGUAGCCUCAUGGCACCGCUCCUACCGCAAGCAACUUGCCGAUGCGCGCGAUGAAAACGCCCGACUGCGUGAACAGAUCUGGCAGAUGCAGGCACAUGCUGGCAAGGCGAAUGAAAACCUGCGCCAGUAUAGGCGCAAGUACGACGAGGAUGAAGGUCGUUGGAAUAAACUCGUCGAUGAGAAGGCGCAUCGCCAGGAGCUGCGGUUCUGGAAGCGCAUGGCUAUGCCUGAGCUAGACGACGACGACCCUUACUGGAGCGACGACGACGACAUUAUUGACCCUGCCGAAAAGGAGCGUCUACAUGAACUCGACCUUAAGGCGGCGCAAGAGCAACUGGACAGCCAGGCUGAGGAUAGUGACGGCCAGGGUCCUCCUCCACAGCUGCCACUACCUGGAAUGGGAAUUGGCAUGGGAAUGAUGGGGGGAAUUCCUAUGCAGCGAGAAGAUUCAGGGUCCGGCCAUGGCGUACCUUCGCUCCCUCCCCGACCAUCGAGUGCGGCAUCGAGUACAGGGUCGACAGGGCAGUGA